AUGAGGCCUUUGAAGCUAGCAAUUGUUGGCGGAGGACCGUCUGCUUUCUAUGUUGCAGGGAGACUGCUGAAGCUGCAGUCUUCGCCUUCCGUUCGCGUCCAUUUAUUUGACCGCUUAUGGUCUCCGCAUGGCCUGGUGCGCUAUGGGGUAGCUCCAGACCAUCCAGAAGUCAAGAAUUGCACCCACAAGUUCGACGAGACAGCAGAGGAUCCGCGUUUCCGUUUCUUUGGAAAUGUGAACGUCGGGGACAGCGUCAGCCCUGUUCACAGCGCACUGAACCUUCCUCUAUCAUCGAUAUACAAGAACUACUCGCAUGUCGUGUUCGCAACCGGGUGCACUUUGCCGACGCUGCACUCUGCGCUACCGCCGUCCAGCCAUUCGAUCCCAGCGCUCUCCAUGGUACACUGGUAUACCCAGCAUCCAAACGCUCCAAAGACACCUCCACCACUCGACAAACUCACCCACGUCUCACUCAUUGGCAACGGAAACGUCUCUCUGGACGUAGCACGGAUGCUCCUGACGAACGUCGACGUCCUCAAGAAGUACGACGUCCCACAACACGUACUCGACGUUCUGGCAGAAUCACGCGUCGAACAUGUCUCUAUCUUUGGCCGACGCGGUCCAUUGGAGGCUGCAUUUACCAUGAAAGAACUUCGCGAACUUAUCAAUCUUCCAGAGGCGUCCAUGGUCCCAAUCGACACUUCGAUCCUACAAGCGCCUGAAGGAACGCCCCUUUCUCGGCAGCAAAGUCGGGUCCUACAGCUCCUUUCCAAGGGGUCCAAGAACCGAUUCGGGGAAACGAAGAAAACCUGGUCGUUAGACUUCUUCCGCUCACCCACAGGCCUCGAGAUCCACCCUAGCCAAAACGGAAGACCCCGAGCGACGCUCUCACUCGCCCACACGCAGGUCGACCCAUCCACCAAACGCGCGGUGGAAACAGGAGAGUCGAGUCAGGUCACAACCGACCUUGUAAUCAGCUCUCUUGGCUUCCACGGCGAGCCGACAGCGUCGUUCUAUGACCCCGGGCUCAGGCACCUGCGCACGCUUUCCAACCGCGUCGUCAACACCACCGGCCAGAUCCUCAAGAACGUGUACGCAAGUGGGUGGGCGGCCACCGGCGCCAAAGGCGUUCUAGCAUCGACCAUGAUGAACGCCUAUGACGUUGCCGAGACCAUACUCAACGACCAUCUCAACGAGGCCCCGCCCGAUGCCACAUACGAGACUGUACUCAACCCGAAGCCGGAUUUGGAAGCCAUCCCACCAGAGGUGAAAGAAGGAAUCGAGAAGAAGCAUGUGGUGCAGUACUCUGAUUGGAAGAAGGUGGAUGAAGAGGAGCAGCGGAGGGACAGCAUAGAAUUCAUCUUGAAUUUACCUGGAUUCCACUGCGCAGACCAACGUAUCAUCGCUGCGAAUUCAAUCUCUGCUCUCCAGCAUACCUCCCGGGCCGCAAGUCAUUCUGUCUUCGAUUCGACCUUCACCGCUCAGAAGUGGCACAGAUGA
Messenger RNA from Coprinopsis cinerea okayama7#130, 1500 nucleotides. Its product is annotated as ferrodoxin-NADP(+) reductase. Lineage: Eukaryota; Fungi; Basidiomycota; Agaricomycetes; Agaricales; Psathyrellaceae. Bases 1 to 1500 code for a protein of 499 amino acids. The record is from RefSeq and is a predicted model, not a curated record. Gene Ontology annotation, biological process: ubiquinone biosynthetic process. Gene Ontology annotation, cellular component: mitochondrion. The transcript has 3 exons.